AUGCACUGGACCAAGUCGCUGUUCUGGCUUUGUGCAGCCGCUGCCAGCGCCGGUUCCAUCCAGUCCACACAGGGCAUCUCCGAUCUUGUUAAACGUCGACUUCCGAAUCACGUUGGCAACUUCCAGUUCACGCUGAACACAAGCCAUGAUACAAAUAGCAAAUAUGACUCUUACGUUGUUAGCAGUGGGUCAAACGGCACAAUCCUGGUCAAGGGUAAUUCCCUGAGUGCAUUGUCUUCGGGUCUACAUCAGUAUCUUACCGAUGUUGCUCAUGUUGAUAUCUACUGGUUUAUUGGCAGUCGAUUGGACAUCGCUCCAUCCAAGUUGCCUCCCCUGACCAGGCCUAUGCGUGGCUCCAGUACAGUUCCGUGGAGAUAUCAUUUCAACACAGUUACUUUCUCUUACACCACAGCCUUCUGGUCCUGGGAAGACUGGGAGCUACAGCUAGACUGGAUGGCUCUUCGUGGGGUGAAUCUUCCUCUUGCUUGGGUUGGCCAAGAGAAGAUCCUCGUGGAGGUUUUCCGUGAGAUUGGCCUGAAUAAUGCAGAGAUUGCUACUUUUCUCAGUGGUCCAGCGUUCCAAGCUUGGAACCGAUUUGGAAAUAUUCAAGGUUCCUGGCACGAAGAUCUUCCUCAGGCAUGGAUCGAUGCACAAUUCGACUUACAGAAAAAGAUCAUUCACCGCAUGGUGGAACUUGGGAUGACGCCUGUUCUCCCGUGUUUUACCGGUUUUGUUCCUGCCAAUAUCACUCGUGUUCUACCAGACGCCAACGUGGUACGGGGCUCGCGUUGGGGAGGUUUCCCUAUUCAAUAUACGAAUGACACGUUCCUUGAGCCCAUUGACGAUCAUUUUGCAGAGCUUCAGUCCAGCUUCAUUAGCAAGCAGCAAGCAGCCUACGGCAACGUCAGUCAUAUCUACACACUUGAUCAGUACAACGAGAACGAUCCUUACUCCGCUGACGUUGACUACCUGCGUAGCGUCACUCGCAACACAUGGCAAAGUCUGAAACAAGCCGAUUCCAAUGCCAUAUGGAUGAUGCAAGGUUGGCUGUUCUAUGCCAACUCCGACUUUUGGACCAACGAACGUGUGGAAGCAUACUUGUCGGGUGUGGAGUCCAAUGAGGAUAUGCUGAUCCUGGAUUUGUUUUCGGAGUCGAUUCCGCAGUGGCGGCGAACAAACUCAUACUACGGCAAGCCCUGGAUCUGGUGCCAGUUACACAACUUCGGAGGCAACAUGGGUCUAUAUGGGCAAAUCCAAAACAUCACACGGAAUGCCUCUGAAGCACUAAUAGAGUCUCCGUCCAUGGUCGGCUAUGGCCUCAGCCCUGAAGGUCAAGAAGGCAACGAGAUUAUAUAUGACCUUCUGCUUGAUCAGGCAUGGUCUUCAACUCCGUUGGAUACCAAAGAGUACUUCCACAAAUGGGUGACGAGCCGAUAUGCCGGCCAAAAGUCGGUUCCUCGGGAUCUCUACAUCGCUUGGGAUUUGAUGCGACAGACAGUGUACAAUAAUACGAACCUUACUACACUUGCUGUCGCUAAGUCCAUUAUUGAUAUUCGGCCCAACCUUUGGAACUUGGCCAAUAUCGCCGGCACACAUGGCACAACCGUCAACUACCACCCAUCAGUUCUUGUCCGUGUCUGGCAACUCAUGUAUCAAGCAACAAAGACAGAGCCAGAGUUAUGGUCCAAUCCGGCGUAUCAGCAUGAUAUGGUUGAUGUGACACGCCAAGUCAUGGACAAUGCUUUCAUCCCGAUGUACUCGGAUCUGAUAGAUUUGUACAACGCCUCUCAGUCGACGCAGCCAGAAUUUGCACAGCAAGGAAAGAAAAUCAUUCGUCUUUUGACGGAUCUCGAUUCCGUUCUUCUCACCAAUAAAAAUUUCCGCCUUUCGGCCUGGAUCUAUGCAGCGCGGGGCUGGGCACAUGGCAACACAUCCCAGGCCUCAAUGCUUGAAUACAAUGCUCGCAAUCAAAUUACGCUUUGGGGACCCGGUGGGGAGAUCAGCGACUAUGCGUCCAAGCAAUGGGGUGGCCUCGUCUCUUCAUACUAUAUGCAACGUUGGCGCAUGUUUGUCGAAUACCUUAAAUUAACCCCAACCACGUCUUACAACGAUACAGAAUUGAGCGCCAAGAUAAGAGUGUUUGAGAUGAAGUGGCAAGACGAGACUUGGUCAGCUCCUGAGCCUACUGGGGACGCGAUUGAUUUGGAGAAAGUAUUGAACCGAGUUUCGCAACACUGGUCAUCUAUUUUUGGGCAGUAA
This is a messenger RNA of Penicillium antarcticum, 2259 nucleotides long. RefSeq names its product alpha-N-acetylglucosaminidase. Bases 1 to 2259 code for a protein of 752 amino acids. The transcript is spliced from 3 exons. The record is from RefSeq and is a predicted model, not a curated record. Lineage: Eukaryota; Fungi; Ascomycota; Eurotiomycetes; Eurotiales; Aspergillaceae.